This is a messenger RNA of Lindgomyces ingoldianus, 4140 nucleotides long. RefSeq names its product HET-domain-containing protein. The record is from RefSeq and is a predicted model, not a curated record. NCBI's taxonomy places the organism in Eukaryota, Fungi, Ascomycota, Dothideomycetes, Pleosporales, Lindgomycetaceae. The transcript has a single exon. Bases 318 to 3923 code for a protein of 1201 amino acids.
CUCCUGGCACGCUCCGUCGGGAAUUGAGUAGGAUUUUGUCUAAUACCACGUGCUGCGUGAGUCCCAAUGUAAUGCCACAAUAGCAUCCCCAUUCUAACGAACUUGCAUCAAAACACGAGGUCCUUUAACCGUUCUCUCAGCUCUUGUUCAGCUCUGAGCGCCACAUGUAUUUCAUGGAGGGGUUUGUAGGAGCUCAGGAGGCAAGAUAUAUUAGUCUGGGCUGCGCCCGCUACCGUCUAUGUGAAGACUUAGUUUGAGUAACUUCAAACUUCAACUGACUUUUUACUUUCUCUUUGUUCACAAGUAAAUCAAUAGCAAUGCGUUCCUUCAGCAAAUUCAGUAAGAAGGCAGCCGAGAGCUUCUCCUCUUCGCCAGGUACUGGUUCUGAAGGAGCGGGAGAUCGUGAGCCAGGGACAAGUUCUCCUAGCAAAUUCAGCUUCCAGGGCUCGGCUUCUAUAACUAAGACUUUCACCAAUCUACGAGCUCCUGCUUCUCAAUCUCCAUCGCAACCCGGCGAUCAAGCGACUACUACAGGUACUCCGCAGCCAACGUACACGCCCUCUCCUCCUCCUCCUCCUGGUCCUCCGUCUUCUGAAUAUGUUGUCCCUCCAUCUCUUGCGCAAGCCAAUGCUCAAGCUGAAGGCCCCAGUAUUUCGGCAGGCCCAGUUGUACCCGCAGCACCUCUGCCUCCGAGUCACAGCAAUCUCGACAACACCUCUCCGACACCAACUAGUUUCGGUAUCAACACGAGUGAGACUACUAUCUCUAACGAGAGUGCUGCUCCCUCAUACCAUGAGAUCUCGCGAGAUUCGCCCAAUACCCCUUCUGAAAUCCCGGAAGAGCCUAGACGGCCAAAACUGGAAAGCAAAUCGACUGGUUUUAGUUUUACGUCAUUCAGAAAGUCCCCCAAACCGGAUCAAUAUUCAGAGAUAGAAUCUCCGAGCGAACGCUUAUUGCCAGCCAGCUCCACUACACCGAGUUCCUCAAAACGUACCGAGUCCCAGUACAAGCUAAGAGUACCCAAGACGCUGCGUAGUGUCGCCAAUCUUAGUGAGUUGGAGAUCGAUCUAAGCGGUGGUGACAUCAGCAUAGUGUCUGAAAGUAGGAUGAAGAAAAGGAGGGAUGGGCUCUGCACCGCUUGUUCAAAUAUUAACUUCGAGCAAUUCGUCUCCCCAGACUCUGUAUCCAAGGAGGGUGAGGGUGAUAAAUUCACUCGCAAGUUAAUCUUCCUGGACCGCAUUCUAAGGAAGAAGAAGAGAAAUAACUGCAAGUUUUGUUGUUUGCUCUUCGACGCCAUCGCUGAAAAUGAUCCGCUCCAACAUCCCGCAGUGAAAGAUCAUCUUCCCCAAGAGCUCGCUGGUAUGACUUUCAAAAAAUGGGCUGAGAGUCAAGACUGGACCCAGCUUGUACCGCUGUAUAAGUCGGCUUAUCCGUUUGGACGGAGCAAGGACAGUGUGAAGCUGCAGCAAGAGGUUCAUGGGGAGAGUGUUCUCGUCCAAGGGACUACCGAUACCGAUCAGCUGGCCUCUGAAGAUACUGCCAAGUAUGCGAGCGCGGCGGGAGUCGCAACUCUUAACGUUGCAAUGUGGAAUGAAACGGAUACAGAGCGUGUGAAGAUCAUGGCAACUGUUGGCACCGUCAUACCCACUGUCACGUCGCUGAUGACCAACCUCGACGCGAAGCUGCCAGUUGCUGUCUCCAUCAUCAUUCAUAAUGCGAACGAUGCAGAUGCGGGGCUUCUCAAUGUCGAUGUCUGGGGCUACGGAAACGCUUAUCGCGCACCGCUUUCUCGCAUUAGUACUUUCAAUCUUCGUAUCGCCUCUGGCUAUCAAUCUGGACCUGGCGGCAGUCUCAAUUAUGGGAAACUACUCCGACCACAGGUAGACGUCGAAGGAGACUGCAAGAGAUGGCUUGAGAACUGUUCUGGACAACACGGGCAGAAAUGCGACGAGCCAAGCUGGUGGAAUGAGUUGCCACCUCCAUCUGGGCCUCACUUCCGGCUCAUCGACGUCAACGGCAUGCGACUCGUCCAAAAAGACAUGACUGGGAACAAGAAGGACAGGCCGACAUACGCCGCGCUAUCAUACGUUUGGGGUGCUGCAGGGAAACAGUGCCUGAAUCUCCAUAUGCGAAAUCUGGAAGACCUUAGCUCUAGUUUGGAGGAACAACCACUACCAAUCGCGAAGACGAUUCGCGACGCCAUCGAAGUGACCAGGAGAAUGGGAUUGCCGUACCUUUGGGUGGACAGUCUUUGCAUCAUUCAAUAUGACGAGAGAGGUGAAGACGGUCCGGAAGCGCGGGCUUCGCAAAUCGAGCAAAUGGACAGGAUAUACGGCCAUGCUGCUAUAACAAUUGUUGCGGCAGAGGGGCUGGAUGCCGAAGCUGGACUCCCUGGUAUUUCAUCCCAGCCGCCCCGGAAUCAGAUUGCCGAAGCGGUGCAGCCGAACCUGGGUAUCAAUGUUCUGCUGGCAGUGCAAUACAAGAAUGCCUACGGCAAGUGGGACACGAGAGCAUGGACGCUCCAAGAGAAGCUGCUUUCGAAGAGGAUGCUCAUAUUCAACGGAGGCUACGUUAGCUUCCAUUGCCGACACAGUGUGUUGCGAGAAGAUAUGCCCGCCUGCCAUGCCGGCAAUGGCCCUGCUCAAAUUCCCUGGCUUUCGUUGCCAGACAAGAAGCCCACAUCCAUGAUCAAACGCGCUUGGGACGGUACUCCAGUACUACUACGCUCCCCCUUCUUCAGCGAAUACGCAAAUCUCCUCGCGCAGUACACAUCGCGUGAUAUGACCAACUCGAUGGACGCUCUCAACGCGGUACUCGGACUCCUUAAAGUCCUCGAGAAGAUGACUAACUCCGACAAGCUCCUUACUCAUCCUAGUGACACUACACCAUCAGACUACACCCUUCACGGCCUCCCCGAGAAAUUUCUCGAUCUCGCAUUGCUCUGGCAACCCCCGGCAGCCAAAGGUGUACAUCUCACGAAACGUGCACAUGACGAUCUCCCGAGCUGGUCUUGGGCGGGAUGGGAAGUGAGUAAAGACCCUGAAUUCGACCCGAAUGCGGCGACUGUGUUUCACGCCAAACCAGGUGUGCGGUUCGAAGAGCCGUUUUGGGUUGCCACAAAUGAAGAUUUGUCGCUUAAGAAGGUCGUUGUUCGUGAGGAGGAUGGCAAGAAGGAGGGCAAGGAGGAGGGUAAGGAGGAGGGUAAGGAGGAGGGUAAGGAGGAGGGUAUGGGGGAUGCUGAAGAGCGCUUCAAGCCGCUGGUUAUGUGGUAUAAAUGCCUCCGACCACCGGCCUCUCCAGUCAUGAAGAGGUAUUCCCAGACCCAGGCAACCGGUGCAAACGCUCCAGUAGCUCUUGUUCCUGUGAACGGGCAUGGGUUAGGCCUCGCGUUGGGUCCAACGGAUGGGGAGGAUCUGCGCAAAUUCCAAAACGACGCAAUUAGACUGCGGACGCAGACAAACUCCACCAUUGACCCCGGCCCUCCACCCGUCCCAGCCGACAUCCCAAUCGACAACCGUCAUCUUGUCUGCGAGACGCAAGUCGCAGGCUUCAGAAUUCGAAACCCUGCACCUCGACGCGAAACCCUUUGGAAGCGCACCAACAAAGGGCUCGCUAUCGACACCGAACUCAUAAUCCCAGAAGCCGAAAUUAUUGACGCUUUCGACAAUGUCGUUGGUAGAGUGGUUCCGACGGAUCCCCGGAAAGGAUUCUCUAGUAGUCCAUAUGAUUUUAUUCUUCUUUCGGAGAGUCAGUAUUGGGGGAAUGAAAAGAGGGUUGAUGUACCUGGGCUUCCGUUGUACAAUGUUAUGUUUGUGGAGUGGGAAUCAAGGAAGGAUUUUGCUACUAGGGUUGGAUUAGGAAAGAUACAGAAGAAGGCUUGGUGGGCUGCUAAGCCUGAGAUGAAGGUUGUUAUUCUUAAGUGAGGUUUUCGUUGGGCAUGUAGGCUUCUUGAAGCCUGAUCUCCUCUCAAUCUUUGGUUGCGGUUCGCAGAGCAUCAGUUAUGUCUAUUCCGGGGAUUGGUCUUCGUAUCCUUACCUCGAAAUUUUCGAAGUUCUUAGACAUCUUCCCAAUUAUCGCAUUAACUGUCGAUGAAGUUCCCUGGGGCGGAUUAGGUAAGGCAAACGACUUGCUCGAAUUAAG